Trichoderma harzianum CBS 226.95 is the source of this 1689-nucleotide messenger RNA. RefSeq lists its product as hypothetical. The transcript has 3 exons. The record is from RefSeq and is a predicted model, not a curated record. Gene Ontology annotation, biological process: transmembrane transport. NCBI's taxonomy places the organism in Eukaryota, Fungi, Ascomycota, Sordariomycetes, Hypocreales, Hypocreaceae. The coding region runs from base 1 to 1689 and encodes 562 amino acids. Gene Ontology annotation, molecular function: transmembrane transporter activity.
AUGAGCGGAGACUACAGUGCCACGAGGAAAUCUGAGAAUGUUGAUACGUCGACAACAGCGUCCCAGGAGGAUAGCUCUCUUGCUCCAGAACAACCCGAGAAGCUUGUCGGGACCUCAGAUGUGGCUGCAGUUUCCAACAAUGAGCCGACUGCGGAUGAAUACCCGCAUGGGGUACGCCUGAUAACUCUUGUCUUGGCUAUCAAUCUGGCCAUGUUCUUAGCCUCCCUGGACCAGACUAUUCUCGGUACAGCGAUCCCCAAAAUCACGGAUGAGUUCCAUGGUCUCAGUCAAGUAUCAUGGUACGGAUCAGCGUACUUUAUGUGCCUCGGCGGUUUCCAGUCCACCUGGGGCAAAGUCUACAAAUACUUCCCUUUGAAGAUCUCCUUUGCGAUAGCAGUCUUCGUCUUUGAACUAGGAAGUCUCAUUUGUGGAGUGGCUCGAAACUCCAACACCUUCAUCGUCGGCCGAGCGAUUGCAGGUAUUGGGGGUGCCGGUAUCACCUCAGGCUCUACCGUCAUCUUGGCGUUCAGCGCUGAGCCCGCCAAACGACCGACAUUGAUGAGCACUAUGGGAGUCACCUAUUGCAUUGCAUUCAUCCUCGGCCCUCUUAUUGGCGGAGCCUUCUCGGAGAAAGUAACAUGGAGAUGGUGCUUCUACAUUAACUUGCCCAUUGGUGGUCUCGCCAUGGCUUUGUUUUUCCUCUUCUUCAGAACUCCGAGCGUCUCCACUACCCAAGAUGCAACGCUGAAGGAGAAGCUCUUGCACAUGGAUCCGGUCGGCACCGUGCUGGCCAUGGGCGGUAUUAUCAGCUUCAUCCUUGCACUCCAGUACGCUGGCGUCAGCCAUGCCUGGAACAGCAGUGUGGUCAUCGGGCUGCUUGUCGGAUUCGUUCUCAUAAUGGUCACGCUUGCUGCCUGGGAAUACUUCCAAGGCGAUUACGCCAUGCUGCCCUACAGACUAUUCAAGCGCCGUGUGAUGUGGGCUGGUGGUAUAUUCCAGUUCUUUUUUGUCGGCUGCUACUUUUUGCUCUUGUUCUAUCUUCCCAUUUACUUCCAGAGCAUCAAAGGUGUUAGUGCUAUUCAUUCUGGUGUUGACAACCUGCCUUUGGUCCUUUCCGCUUGUUUGUUCAUCAUCCUUGGAGGAGCCGCCGUCGAGAAGACGCACAUGGCGACCCCCUACAUGACUGCUGGCGCAGCAGUGGCAGCAGUGGCUACUGGAUUGCUCUACACGCUCGAUGUCGACACGUCCAGUGGGAAAUGGAUCGGCUAUCAAGUCCUCGUUGGUGCUGGUCUUGCAUUUCCAUUCCAGAAUGCCCUGAAUAUUCUCCAAGCCGAGGUUGACGCUGACGACAUGUCGCCUGCUACGUCGAGUCUAUACUUUUUCCAGAUUCUUGGAGGUGCAUUCAGCAUCUCGGCGGCCCAAGCAGCUUUCAACAACAGGCUGCUUCACUCUUUGACAACCAACGCACCAGGAGUUUCUCCACUACUGGUUCUCGCAACAGGUGCCUCCGACCUUCGCUCAGUUUUCUCGGCGGAUGAGCUGCCAGGUGUUAUCCUGUCAUAUAUGGAUGGUCUCAAGGCCGCCUUUGCUGUUUCAGUCGGACUGGUUGGCACGGCUUUUCUGGUAAGCUUCAUCGUUCCAUGGAAGAAGAUUAAUUUGAAGCCUGGAGAGGCAGUUGCCAUGGCUUAA